Messenger RNA from Indicator indicator, 2556 nucleotides. It is a transcript of the gene ARMC2, whose product is annotated as armadillo repeat containing 2. The record is from RefSeq and is a predicted model, not a curated record. Gene Ontology annotation, biological process: cilium organization; sperm axoneme assembly. Bases 1 to 2556 code for a protein of 851 amino acids. The transcript is spliced from 17 exons. NCBI's taxonomy places the organism in Eukaryota, Metazoa, Chordata, Aves, Piciformes, Indicatoridae. Gene Ontology annotation, molecular function: protein binding.
AUGCGAGCUUCAAAGCAUAAAAACACAGAAAAGGCAGAACCAUUCUACUGGCUUUCAGAGCUAAGGCAGAAGACCAGUUCUGAGAUUGUAAAUGAAGCCAGAAAUGCUCUACAAACAGUAAGAACUCAGAGACCACUUACACCUGCAGAGGAUCAAAGGAAACUUUUUGGAUCCGGGUCCUCACGAACUCCUCAAAACAGACCCCCUUCAGUUUUCAGUCUUCAUGCAUCCAGUUUUGAUUUGGCUGAAUCAAGACCAGUGUCUGGUGUUCGUCUUAGCCCAUUGGACCAUAAACCAAUGCUGCCUGCUUUUGCUCAAGAUGGAGAUUCUUCCAGUCCCAUUCCCAAACCUCCUGCUGGUGCUGCAGAGGUUAGGAAAGUCAGCAGAGCUCGAGCACACUUUUUUAGAAGACCUCACCAAAGUUUCCUUUCUGCUGGAAUGGUUCCUCCUGCUCAGAAUAAAGAGAAGCUAGAUUCUGAAGAGCCAACUGUGAUGAGUAAUCCUUGCAGAAGUCAUAAUAAUUGCUUAGCAGAGCAAAGGUCACCCACAGCAUUUAAUGAUAGAAGUAGACAAUUAAUUUGUAAUGAGCAUAUCAGCAGAUCAGAGAAGGAAGACUUUCUGCAAGUGGCAGCAGGAAAAUGUUUAUUUCAGCUGAGAGGAGAAAGUGACCCAGUGACAAAGCCUGCCACAAAUCCAUCAUGGCCAAGCAGGACAGGCUGGAAGGGACUAGAAACAGGUUUGGAGGAUGAAACAGGAGUAAAUGAACUGGAAGAGGAAGCAAUCUUUUGGCAUAUGAAGAUUCUACCAAUUCUGCAUGAACUGGACAAUGUAGAAGACAACAUAGAAAAUCUUUGUCUGGCUUGCACCAAGCUGUAUCAAGCCUUGAAUGAAGGAAAUCUGCUUGGAAAAAGGUUUGAAGGGAGAAGUAUUCUUCUGAAGACAUUAUAUCAACUGGUAGACGUUGACUCGGAUCCACUUCGCCUGAAGCUGGCAAAGAUUAUCCUGGCUAUGAAAGUGGCUGGGAAAAAUCUUCUCAGUGUUUGCAAGCUUGCAUUCAACGUUUGCAGGAACGACAGAAACGAUUCCAUCCUUCAGAGAGAGAGAUUCUUGGACUGUUUGUUGGAGGUCCUGAGAACUGAAGAUCUACAGAAAAACAAUGAAGCCCUCCUGUAUUGCAUGGGAGCUAUAAAAUUCAUGUCUGGAAAUGCAACACUCCUUAAUGAAAUGGUCAACAAAGGAGCUGUUGAAAUGUUGCUGCAAUUAAUGAAGCAGAUUAACAAUAUAAAAGACAAUGACACACACUUCUCUUCCUUGGGCCACCUUUUAGUCCAGCUGACGGCGACUCUGCGCAACUUGGCCGACUGCCCUGCGGGCAGGCAGCGGCUGCUGGGCGGUGCUGCAGCCUCUGAGCUCAGCGUGGCGCUGGAGCUGCGUGUGGAGGACAGGGAUGUCUGUGCCUACGUCCUCAGGACCUUCAGCAAACUUUCCUCCUACGAUGACUUCUGUGCAGCUUUAGCAGACUGCUCCAGAUGUUACAACUUAUUUUUAGCCCUACUAAACAAACACCAGAAGCAGCAGGGUUUGGUUGUCCGUAUCCUCUUCGUCCUUGGUAAUUUAACAGCAAAGAAUAACCAGGCCCGUGAGCAGCUGUUUAAAGAAAAAGGAAGCCUUAACACCUUGGUAUCAUUAUUCCAAACCUACCAUGAACUUGAUCUGAAUGCACAGAAAUGGGGCCAUAAAAGAGAAGGGGAAAGAAAAAGCCACCCAAAGCAUCCUUCGGAAGCAGAAGAUGUGCUGAUAAAACUGAUAAGAGUUGUGGCCAACCUCUCUGUUCAUCCCAGCGUAGGAGCAGCUCUGGCAGCUGCCCAGAGUGUGGUAGAGUUACUUGUAACAGUGCUAGAAUACAAGUCAAUAGAUGACUGUGAGGAAUUGGUCAUCAGCGCUGCAACAGCCAUCAACAAUUUGUCCUACUACAAAGUGAAGAGUUCUACUGUCCAAGAGAAGCAGCUACACAUUGCUCAAAUGCUCUUAAAGCUGUUGAUGAGCAACAAUCUGGAUGGAGCUGUGGAGGCUGUCAGAGUCUUUGGCAAUCUGUCCCAGCAUCACGAGAUCUGUGACUUCAUCCUGCAGAAAAAGGCACACAAGUUCCUGAUUGCUUUGCUUGAUUCCAAGAACCAAGAUGUCUGCUUUUCUGCCUGUGGAGUUCUGCUCAAUCUCACAGCAAAUAAGAACCAAGGAGCUCUUCUGAGGGAAGAAGGAGGAAUUGGGAAGUUAGUUGAGUGUCUACAAGACUUCGGGCCUGCAGACUGGCAGCUGGCUUGUUUGAUAUGCAAAACCCUGUGGAACUACAGUGAAAACAGCACACGUGCAGCCUCAUGCUUUGGAGAAGAGACCAACACGUUGGUGGUGCUGCUGACAUCACUCCUAGAUGCAGAGCUAGUGUGGGAUUGCAGCCUCGGCAGAGAUUUAAGGGACUACCCCAGACUGUAUUGGGAAAGAGAGUUCAAACCUGUGGCAGAAAAGCUUCUUCACAGAAUUCAAAGCCAUCACUCCUGA